AUGCAAAAUGCGAGAAUCCCCCACUCAAGUCAAACUCAGGAACAAGACUGUUUGCAAAGUCAGUAUGUCAGUGAUAGACAAGAAAUGACAAGCAAGCAAGAGAAUGAUGACAAUGCAGAGGUGGAGGAAAGCCUCCCCUCUUGUUCCUCUGUUAAUGGACCAUCCACUUCUGCUGAGGGGUGUUCAUCGGAAGUUCCGAGAAGAGGGCCGGCCCUGCUGCACAUCGACAGACAUCAGAUACAGACGGUGGAGCCGAGUGCGCAGGCCCUUGAACUGCAGGGGUUGGGUGUGGAUGUGUACGACCAGGACGUGCUGGAACAGGGUGUGCUUCGGCAAGUGGACAGCGCCAUUCAUGAGGCCAGCCGUGCGGCCCAGCUUGCAGAUGCGGAGAAGGAGUAUCGAUCAGUCCUGGAUGACCUCACGUCAUGUACAACAUCCCUACAGCAAAUCAAUAAAAUUAUUGAACAACUUAGCCCUCAAGCUGCUACCAACAGAGACAUCAACAGGAAACUAGAUUCUGUAAAACGACAGAAGUAUAAUAAGGAACAACAGCUAAAGAAGAUCACAGCAAAACAAAAACGUCUCCAGGCCAUCCUUGGAGGAGCAGAGGUACAAGUUGAACUAGAUCAUGCCAGUCUGGAGGAGGAGGAUAUAGAACCGGGGCCGUCCUGUCUCGGCAGCAUGCUCAUGCCUGUCCAGGAGAUGGCUUGGGAAGAGCUCAUCCGCACGGGCCAGAUGACACCUUUUGGAACCCAGAUCCCUCAGAAACAGGAGAAAAAGCCUAGAAAGCUAAUGCUCAAUGAAGCAUCAGGCUUUGAAAAGUAUUUGGCAGAUCAAGCAAAAUUGUCUUUUGAAAGGAAGAAGCAAGCUUGUAAUAAAAGAGCAGCUAGAAAAACUGCAGCCUCGGUCACUUCGGAACUGAGCGCAACACUCCCUGAAAACAAACCAAAUGAGCGAAGCAAAGUUCUCUCAAAAACAGAUAAGCGCUUGAAAAAACACAUGAAGCAGCUCCAGAAAAGGGCUCUUCAUUUCCAGGGGAAAGUGGGCUUGCCGAAAGGAAAGAAACCUUUGGAGCCUGACAUGAGGCCGAAGGCGGAGGGUGACUCCGAGGGUGACGAGUCCGAGUACUUACCCACGGAGGAGGAGCUGGAGGGGGCGGGGGGUGCCGAGCUGCUGGGAGAGGGCACGGACUAUGACCUGAAGCCCAGGCUCACGCCCCGGAAACGGCAGAGAAAAGUCACGGUGCAGGAGAUCGAGGAUGACUUUUUUCCAAGUUCUGGGGAGGAAGCAGAAGCCGCCUGUGGAGGAGGAGGUCGGAAAGUAGUGAGAUGCCGAGAUGAUGGAGAUGAAGAUUAUUAUAAGCAGCGGUUAAGGAGAUGGAAUAAGCUGAGGCUGCGGGACAAAGAGAAGUGUCUGAAGCUCGAAGACGAUUCUGAGGAGAGCGAUGCGGAGUUCGAUGAUUUUAAAAUGCCGGGUUUUCUGUUCAAAAAGCUUUUUAAGUACCAGCAGACAGGUGUUAGGUGGCUGUGGGAAUUGCACUGCCAGCAGGCCGGAGGAAUUCUGGGAGACGAAAUGGGAUUGGGCAAGACCAUCCAGAUAAUUGCCUUCUUGGCAGGUCUGAGCUACAGCAAGAUCAGGACUCGUGGUUCAAAUUACAGGUUCAAGGGGUUGGGUCCGACUAUAAUUGUCUGUCCAACGACAGUGAUGCAUCAGUGGGUGAAGGAAUUUCAUACAUGGUGGCCUCCAUUCAGAGUGGCAAUUCUACAUGAAACCGGCUCCUAUACUCAAAAAAAGGAGAAACUAAUUCGAGAUAUUGCUCAUUGUCAUGGCAUUUUGAUCACUUCUUACUCCUACAUUCGGCUGAUGCAGGAUGACAUUAGCAGACAUGACUGGCACUAUGUGAUCUUGGACGAGGGGCACAAAAUUCGAAAUCCAAACGCUGCUGUCACCCUUGCUUGCAAACAGUUCCGCACCCCUCAUCGCAUCAUCUUGUCUGGCUCACCGAUGCAAAAUAACCUCCGGGAGCUAUGGUCGCUCUUUGACUUCAUCUUCCCAGGAAAGUUAGGCACAUUGCCCGUGUUCAUGGAGCAGUUCUCGGUCCCCAUCACCAUGGGGGGAUAUUCAAAUGCCUCCCCGGUGCAGGUUAAAACAGCUUAUAAAUGUGCGUGUGUCUUACGAGAUACCAUAAAUCCAUACCUGCUGCGGAGAAUGAAGUCAGAUGUCAAAAUGAGCCUUUCUUUGCCAGAUAAAAAUGAACAGGUCUUAUUCUGCCGUCUUACAGAGGAACAACAUAAAGUCUACCAAAAUUUUAUCGAUUCCAAAGAAGUUUACAGAAUUCUCAAUGGAGAUAUGCAGAUUUUCUCUGGACUUGUAGCCCUAAGAAAAAUCUGCAACCACCCUGAUCUCUUUUCUGGAGGCCCAAAGAAUCCUAAAGGUAUUCCAGAUGAUGAACUAGAAGAAGAUCAGUUUGGAUACUGGAAACGCUCUGGGAAAAUGAUAGUAGUUGAGUCCUUGUUGAAAAUAUGGCACAGGCAGGGUCAACGAGUAUUGCUGUUUUCUCAGUCAAGACAAAUGUUGGACAUACUUGAAGUAUUCCUUAGAGCUCAAAAGUAUUCUUACCUCAAGAUGGAUGGUACCACUGCAAUAGCUUCAAGACAACCACUGAUUACAAGAUAUAAUGAGGACACAUCCAUAUUUGUGUUUCUUCUGACCACUCGGGUGGGCGGCAUAGGAGUCAACCUGACGGGGGCAAACAGAGUCAUCAUCUAUGAUCCUGACUGGAACCCAAGCACAGACACACAGGCCCGGGAGCGCGCAUGGAGGAUAGGCCAGAGGAAGCAAGUGACGGUGUACAGGCUGCUGACUGCGGGCACCAUUGAAGAAAAGAUUUACCACCGACAAAUUUUCAAACAGUUUCUGACAAACAGAGUGCUGAAAGAUCCGAAGCAAAGGCGAUUUUUCAAGUCCAAUGAUCUUUAUGAGCUGUUCACUCUGACGAGUCCUGACGCAUCCCAGAGUACUGAAACAAGUGCUAUUUUUGCAGGAACUGGCUCAGAAGUUCAGGCUCCCAAGCUCCAUUUAAAAAGAAAACUUCCGCCGGCUUUUGGAGCAGACCAUAAUGUUCCAAUAUGCAAAAAGUUUCCUGAUUCUAAUGUAUCCACAAACGAGGCCACAUCAUCUGAAGAGAAAUCUACAGCUACAGGAGCUGAAGUGAAUGCGGUAACUUCUGAUCCAUGUGAUCCUUUGAAAGAUGCCCCCCAGCCCCCUAGGACUCCACCUGGCAGUGACGGGCUUAGAGAAGACAUGAACACAGUGUCUAGACUAGAGGAAUCAUCCGUGAUUAGUGGACAUGGGGAUUGUUCAGAUUCUCUGAGAAUCAGCAAAAUGGAUGGGCUGUCUAGUGAGGAAAGCAUCAAUGAAAAGCAGGGUCUUCCCGACAGAAGAGAAAGCUGCCAGGCUCAGAUAGAGCCUCUUUGGGAGAAUAAGCCAUCGGAAAGUAAUUUUUCUAAGCACAAGUCAAAAACGAAACAUAGUGCACUGGAAGAAGAGCCCUUGGAGCAGCAUCGAAGGCCAACACAGAAGCCGAAGAGCCCUAAGCAUCCCAGAGAUGCCAAGUUUGAAGGAACUCGAGUUCCACACCUCGUGAAGAAAAGGCGGUACCGGAAGCGGGACAGUGAAAACGAGAGUGAGACCAGUGAACAGAGCAAUGAUGAUUAUGUCUUGGAAAAGCUUUUCAAAAAGUCAGUCGGUGUGCACAGUGUCAUGAAACACGAUGCCAUCAUGGAUGGAGCCAAUCCGGAUUAUGUGCUGGUGGAGGCCGAGGCCAACCGGGUGGCCCAGGAUGCCCUGAAAGCACUGAGGCUCUCCCGCCAGCAGUGUCUGGGAGCGGCGUCUGGUGUUCCCACCUGGACGGGCCACCGGGGGGUUUCUGGUGCACCAGCAGGGACAAAGAGUAGAUUUGGUCAGAAAAGGAAUUCCAGCUUCUCUGUGCAGCAUCCUUCUUCAACAUCUUCAAAGGAGAAAUGCCAGGAUGGUGUCACAAGAAAGGAUGGAAAGGAUAAUGCUUCUGAGCACUUCAGUGGAAAAGUGGAAGAUGCAGAGUCUUCACCCGGGUCCCUCUCUUCGUCUUUACUGUUGGCUAAAAUGAGAGCUAGGAACCACCUGAUUCUGCCAGAGCGGCUGGAAAGUGAAAAUGCGCACCAAGAGGCAUCUGCUCCACCAUCCUCCACCACCGAACAUGAUGACCUACUGGUGGAAAUGAGAAACUUCAUUGCUUUUCAGGCCCGUGUUGAUGGCCAGGCCAGCACUCGCGAGAUACUGCAGGAGUUCGAAUCCAAGUUAUCAGCCUCACAGUCUUGUGUCUUUCGAGAACUGUUGCGAAAUCUUUGCACUUUUCAUAGGACUUCUAGUGGUGAAGGAAUAUGGAAACUUAAGCCAGAAUACUGCUGA
This is a messenger RNA of Neomonachus schauinslandi (Hawaiian monk seal), 4449 nucleotides long. It is a transcript of the gene ERCC6, whose product is annotated as ERCC excision repair 6, chromatin remodeling factor. Gene Ontology annotation, cellular component: nucleus. Gene Ontology annotation, biological process: transcription-coupled nucleotide-excision repair. The record is from RefSeq and is a predicted model, not a curated record. Bases 1 to 4449 code for a protein of 1482 amino acids. Gene Ontology annotation, molecular function: ATP binding; ATP-dependent chromatin remodeler activity. NCBI's taxonomy places the organism in Eukaryota, Metazoa, Chordata, Mammalia, Carnivora, Phocidae. The transcript is spliced from 20 exons.